AUGGGGCCCACUCUACUUACUGUGGGCCUGCCCACAGUCAGCCCACACUUUUGGGCUGGCCCACUGGGGCCCCACCUGGGUCCCAAAGUGUGGGACCCACACGUGCCCCGCAUUUCACGCCGGUAUCUGGGCCCACAGUGGGCUGCCCGCAAGGGCCCCAUUCGGGCCCCAAAGAAGCAUGUUUGCUGGGUUAUGACAGCUGAGGAAGUUCACUGUGAGCACCAAAACCCUCAAAUCAACCCUCAAUUUUACACUGUGGAGAGGAUCCUGACUGGCUGCAUCACUGCAAAGCUCUACGAACUGCACAGAACACUGUUGAAGGUGAGCUUCCCUCCCUCCAGGACAAGGGAGUGUGUGAGGAAACUUCCCUUCCUACAGGUGUGUGUGAGGAAAGCACGGAGAAUCCAGACACCCGAGCCAUGGACUGCUCACACCGUUACCAUCAGGCAGAGGUUAUCAGUAGCUACACGCAGUCGACAGGGUGAACAAAGAGAUCCUGAGGUGGAACUGGAUCAUCAGCAAUGCUUGGCUCUCUUCAGCCGUGUUAAAUUCACUCGCCUGCUGCUUAGCGCGCUCAUCUCCUUCACUAAAAAAGAGACGAGUGCUGUCAGCGAAGCACAGAAGCUGAUGACUCAGGCUGCUGACUUACUGCCCGCGAUACACUCCUCUAUACAGUAUGGAAUCCAGUCACAGAAUGACACAACCAAAGGAGAUCACCCAAUCAUGAUGGGUUUUGAGCCGCUGGUUAACCAGCGCCUGCUCCCGCCCACUUUCCCACGCUACGCCAAGAUCAUUAAGAGAGAAGAGAUGGUCAACUACUUCAGCAAACUCAUUGAGCGCAUUAAAAAUGUCUGUGAGGUCAUCAACAUAACCAACCUGCACAGCAUCUUGGAUUUCUUCUGUGAGUUCAGUGAGCAGUCUCCGUGUGUGAUGUCUAGAUCUCUGCUACAGACCACAUUUCUGAUUGACAAUAAGAAGGUGUUUGGGACUCAUCUGAUGCAGGAUAUGAUUAAAGAUGCAUUGCGCUAUUUUGUCAGCCCACCUGUCCUCUCCACAAAAUGCAGUUUGAACAAUAACCACCAGGCUAAAGAUUACAUUGACUCCUUUGUCACACACUGCACACGGCCAUUCUGCAGCCUUAUCCAGAUUCACGGACACAACAGAGCACGCCAGAGAGACAAGCUGGGUCACAUACUGGAGGAGUUUGCCACCCUUCAGGACGAGGCUGAGAAGGUGGACGCUGCUCUUCACGGUCUUCUGAUGAAGCUGGAGCCUCAAAGGCAGCAUUUAGCCUGUCUGGGCACCUGGAUCCUCUAUCAUAACCUGCGCAUCAUGAUCCAGUACCUGCUCAGCGGCUUCGAGCUGGAGCUCUACAGCAUGCAUGAGUAUUAUUACAUCUACUGGUACCUGUCGGAGUUCCUGUAUGCAUGGCUCAUGUCCACGUUGAGUCGAGCGGACAGCUCUCAGAUGGCAGAGGAGAGAAUCCUGGAGGAGCAGCUGAAAGUACGAAGCAGCAAAAAGAGCAAGAAGAAGAAGAAAGCUCGUCCUCUGAGUAAAGAGAUCACCAUGAGCCAAGCUUACCAGAACAUGUGUGCUGGCAUGUACAAGACCAUGAUAGCGUUGGAUAUGGACAGAAAGGUGCGCAAGCCUCAGUUUGAACUGGACAGCGAGCAGGUUCGCUACGAGCAUCGAUUCGCCCCUUUCAACAGUGUCGUCACACCGCCACCAGUGCACUACAUCCAGUUUAAGGAAAUGUCAGAUUUGAAGAAGUACAAUCCUCCUCCUCGCUCAGCGGAUCUCUAUAUGGCAGCCAGUAAACAUUUCCAGCAGGCCAAACUUAUACUUGAAAACGUCACCAGCCCUGAUGCAGAGGUUAACCGCAUCCUUAAAGUGGCCAAACCCAAUAUUGUUGUAAUGAAACUGCUGGCUGGAGGACACAAGAAGGAAACUAAGGUCCUUCCUGAAUUUGACUUUUCGGCACACAAAUACUUCCCCGUAGUCAAGAUCAUUUGAGAUCAGCCGUGUUUCCAGGAACUCUUCUUGUUUACAUGAACUGUCAUCACAGUCGCAGAAUAAGUUAAUAUUCAUAACUGUAAUUGUACAGUUAAUAAACAUGGACUCACAGUGGUUUAGUUUGAACAGUUCACAAAUCAUGUUUUUUUUUGUUUGGUUGAUAAUAUUGUAUUAAAUUGAGAAGAAAAAAAAGUU
This is a messenger RNA of Rhinichthys klamathensis goyatoka, 2208 nucleotides long. RefSeq names its product N-alpha-acetyltransferase 35, NatC auxiliary subunit-like. The record is from RefSeq and is a predicted model, not a curated record. Gene Ontology annotation, cellular component: NatC complex. Bases 1 to 2013 code for a protein of 670 amino acids. NCBI's taxonomy places the organism in Eukaryota, Metazoa, Chordata, Actinopteri, Cypriniformes, Leuciscidae. The transcript is spliced from 17 exons. Gene Ontology annotation, biological process: N-terminal peptidyl-methionine acetylation.